GAGAGGCGAGCGGUCGUGCGCCCGCGGCCGGUUUGACCGCAUUAUUUUCGAAAUACGUACGCCGCAAUCCGGUCGACCGCGCUAGAACGAUCAAAACAUUAUAACAAAAACAUAUAAAUUCGGUGACGUUCAUAUAUUUUUCCAGAACAGGCUGUAUUUUCUUGGAAUUUGAACACUUUCACAAAAUAUUAAUUUUGUUUCAGUAAAAUGUGUGUUUGUUUGUUUUGCUGUUUUAGAGGUUUGAAGUGGAGCUUUAGAAGUUGGUUAGAGUCAAAAGUUUCUCUAUUUCAGUUAAAAAUUAAUUGUAGAGUUGUUCAGUUUAGUUAAAGUUUAGCAAUCAUGAUUAAACAAUGUCACUUGAAGCCUAAAGCCCGUACAGUUAUCCGUAGCAACACGAAACGCAUCCCGUUGAUGUCUUUUACAGAACGCUUUUGGAAAGUGCUUGAGCGAUAUAGCCAUGUUUAUAUUGGUUGUUUGUGUAACAUCACAUGUGAUUUUGGUUUCUCUUAGUUUUAAUAUGAUGUGUUAAGUUACCGGUGUAUUUUUUGAAUAUUCUUAAAUAUUGUGUUAUAGUGCAGAUUUUGUUACGUUCUUGUGAUUUUGAGAUAGAGUGAUUUUAUAAACGUAGAGUGUUCGAGAGUUUUUUGCGUAUUGUGUCACAUGCCGCAUUAUUUUGAUAAUACUCUCCUAUUCUCAAAUAGUAGAGUUAGCCCAAUUUGUUUAAGCUCAUACUCUAUUUAAAUUGGGUUAAUCGCAAAAAAUCGUGUUAUGUUAACAAACUAAAACAAAUUGAUGCGAAUUCUUAAACCAUGUGUUAUCAUAGUACCUACUUGCAUCGAACAAUCUCUGGUUUUUCUCAAAACGAUACAGAAUCUUGUUUGUAAAUUACUGGGACGUAAAACAUUCUUGUGAAAAGCAGGGAAAUUCCAAAUGUGUGAGUGUAAACAAAUAAAACGAUAAUAACAUAAACAGCUGUGUUGUGGUUUGGCGAUUGUGUUAACUUGCAGAUACCGUAUUAUUUAAGCGUUGAGAUGUUUAUCUACGAAUGCUUUCUUACCUCGCUCAGGCCAUAGGAGGUGUUUGUUAGACUAAACCACGUGUGUUUAUAUCUUGUCAGUUUUAGCUCCUUGACUAUUCAUUACAUAGACGCUACUAGCGCCAGUGCGGAUUCAUUCGCUCUCCGCGUAUCUUUAAAAAUCGGCGACGUAACACCUCGUUGAUAAGGGAGGCAUUUGACAAUGAAUGCCAAGGGGGCGGGUCUUAGACCUCAAAUAAAAAUAAUCAUCAUCGCCGAACACUAUCAGUCAUCGUCUAACUCUGGUCGGAUACGUGUCUCUACCUGAUAAUACACUAAGAACACGUAGGCGUAUAUUUGCUCGGUCUUUCUCAUUAAUUAAUAAUUGCUCGGCCAUAUAAAGUAUAUGUCAAUUUUCCUCAAUUAAAAAUACGGUAUACAGUUAGUGACCUAACGCGCUGAUGUUUAUUCAGAAUUGUCGUCAUUCAUACAUAAUAUUAAAAUAAAAUCAGAAGAUAUUGGAAUACCAUUAGUGCAGUGUGGUGGCUCGAGGAGAAUUAUGCGUGGGGCGUGCGCAUGCGCGGUGGUGUGCGCGCUGGUGGCGCUGUGCGCGUGCGCGGGAUUGGACGAGCGCACGCGCGGCGCCGCCGAGCGCCAGCUGCUGGCGCUGCUGGGCCUGCCGCGCCGGCCUGCGCGCCGCGCCGCGCCGCCGCCCGUGCCGCGGGCCAUGCGCCUGCUCUACGAGGCCGACGGCGCCAUACCCGCUGCCGCUGCCAACACAGCAAGAUCUUUCCAUCACACUCCCACCGAGCUCGACGCACGGUUUCCGGGCGAGCAUCGAUUUCGUCUAUAUUUCAACUUGAGCGGCAUCCCCAGCGAUGAGAUCGCUCGAGGAGCCGACCUCACUUUCCAACGAGUUGAUGAAGUUACGGGCGCCCAGCGGCUACUUCUGUAUGAUGUGGUUAGGCCGGGCCGCCGCGGAAAGACCGCACCUAUACUGCGGCUCCUCGACUCAGUGCCAUUGAGGCCAGCCAAAGGUGCGGUCACAGCAGAUGCGCUCAGCGCCGCGCGGCGUUGGCUCUCAGAGCCAAAACACAAUCAUGGACUAUUAGUGCGUGUGUUAGAAGAGGGUGAGCGAAAUGUGGACGCUAAACAACCUCAUGUGAGAGUGCGGAGACGUGUGACUGAAGAGGACGAGGAGUGGAACACGCGGCAACCGCUGCUGCUGCUGUACACGGAGGACGAGCGCGCGCGAGCCGCGCGGGAGAGCGGCGAGACGCGCCUGGUGCGCAACAAGCGCGCGACGCAGCGGCGGGGCCACCGCACGCACCACCGGCGCAAGGAGGCUCGCGAGGUCUGCCAGCGGCGGCCGCUCUACGUGGACUUCGCGGAGGUGGGCUGGAGUGACUGGAUCGUCGCUCCUCACGGGUACGAGGCGUACUACUGCCAGGGCGACUGCCCGUUCCCGCUGUUCGACCACUUGAACGGCACAAACCACGCGAUCGUACAGACUCUUGUAAACUCAGUGAACCCGGCCGCGGUGCCGAAAGCGUGCUGUGUACCGACACAGCUCUCCUCAAUUUCCAUGUUGUACAUGGAUGAACUGAACAAUGUGGUGCUCAAAAACUAUCAGGACAUGAUGGUGAUGGGCUGUGGUUGCCGAUGACGAAGGCGCCCUCCCUCCAGUGCGGACCUAGUGAUAACUCGUGGACCCAGUGUACAUAUAGUGACGGCCUCGAAAAAUUGUACAUACUUAUUUGUGUAUAUAUUCGUGUAAUUAUUAUUUUAUUAAAAUGCAGAUGUAAUAAACGAUGUAAUUAUAAA
Molecule: messenger RNA, 2839 nt
Organism: Trichoplusia ni (cabbage looper)
Lineage: Eukaryota; Metazoa; Arthropoda; Insecta; Lepidoptera; Noctuidae
Gene: dpp
Product: protein decapentaplegic
Exons: 2
Coding region: 1575-2681 (368 amino acids)
Biological process (GO): BMP signaling pathway; SMAD protein signal transduction
Cellular component (GO): extracellular region
Molecular function (GO): growth factor activity; cytokine activity
Source: RefSeq, a predicted model, not a curated record